CGAGCCAUGCAGAGAUCGGUGGUGGUGGGGCAGUUGGUGAGAUUUGCCUCAUCCAGCGCUGCAGCGGGAACGGAGAGACUGGUUCUGGGCUGCGGGAGCAAUGUCAUAGACCACAUCUACCGAGUCAGAGUGGUCCCUGAAGCUGGUGCAAAGGGCUUUUUCUCAAGUCCGUUCAGAGCCCUGGAGAAGAAGUUGAUUGGAGGGGUGACACUCAAUCACCUCUGCUGGGCGGCACUGGGCGGAGUUCGGGCGGGGCUCCUGGCUCUGCAGGGGAACGAUGAACUGGGGCGACUCAUUAGGCGGAGUCUCCGAAACCAGGGUGUGGCCACCGACUUUAUUGCUACUGAUGUCUCAUAUUCAACUGCACAGGUGAGUCUCACUGUUGACCUUUUGUGAAAAGAUUGGUGUUCAGUACUGCAGUGUACCAAUGUGUAUGUACAUCUGUGUGUGUGUGUAUGUGGAAGAGGAGGAGAAAAGGAAGGAAGGUCACGUGUUCAUCCAAGACGGAGGAGAGAGGAGUAUAAUGAUGGCGCCAGCUGCAACUUCACUCAUCACUGCCGAGGCUGUCAGAGUAAACUUUGAGCCAGCAAUCCAGCAGCGUGCCUCGAUGGUAACCACGGAAAUAUCCCAGGUCCCGCUCUCUGGGGUGCUAGAACUGCUGAAAGCGGCCAAGAGAGCUGGUGUCUUGUCAGUGUUGGACCUGGACAUACCUCCUUCAGUAGCAGAGGAGGAGGCGGAGCUGGGGACAGUGGAAGAGGUGGUGGAGUGUGUCAAAAUGGCCGACAUCCUGAAACCUGGCAAAGAAGCAGCAGAGGAACUUGUCUCUCUCAUGGCUGGCCCUCACCGCUCCAGCGGUGAGUCGGGUACUGUGGCCGAAGAGUUGGUGAGACUGUGUGGCUCCAAACUGGUUGCCAUGACGAAUGGCGGGAAAGACUCUGUUUUAGCCAAUGGCUCACAGGUUGUGGAGGUGGCCCCUCCCCCUGUGAGUGAAGUAGUGGACACUACUGGUGCAGGAGACGCCUUCCUUGGAGGACUCAUAGUCGGUAUCACUAGGGAAGGGGGGUUGCCAGGCGACAGAGAAGGACUGAGAGAGUUGGGAAGUAUUGCCAAUGCGUUUGGAGCAGCAUGUACCCAAUCCAUUGGUGGAGUUCCUACCACUAGUUCGAGGGACCUACUUCUGCAGUAUCUACCUGGACUUGAGCUGGCCCAAGGUGGUAGCGAUGUUGGUGAAAUGACAGGGUUUCACUCUUCCCUGGCGAGCGACCAAGCAGCUGUGUCCUCAGUGUGCAGUUGUCUUGACGACGGGAAACUACAGUCAUUUGUGACUGCACUCAAUGUCUGCUCUGGCACCAUCUUCACCUCAGGCAUAGGGAAAUCAGGAGCAGUUUCCAGUCGGUUUGCUGGCUCCCUCAGCUCACUAGGACUUCCCUCCCACUUUGUGUCAGCUGCAGAAUGGACUCACGGAGAUCUGGGGAAGGUGUGUGCAGGUAGGGAUGUGGUGGUGUUCCUGUCUCAUGGCGGAGCUACGAGAGAGUGUGUCGAGGCAGCGUCUUACCUCAGUGCGUCGCUGGAGUGGCUGUUCUAACCAUCACCAGUAACCCAGAUUCAGAGCUAAGUCGACUGUCCCUAGCCUCUCUCACCUACCCUGCCAAAGGGUUCACGGAACCAUUCCAAAUGAUGCCCACCUCCACCCUAGUUGUUCAGGAAAUGUUAUGUAAUGCUCUGCUGUGUGAGCUGAUUCAGAGGAGAGGCGUAACCAAGGAGACCUUCCUUGGCAACCAUCCUGGAGGGAGCAUUGGAAGGAACCGCUAGCUAACCUCUCAGCUGUUGUGUUUGCAAUUGUUGUCUCACAGUCUCACACAUUAGUUUUUGAUUGUGCAGAAUGUCAGAAUGAUAAAAGUGAUUUUAACCACAAACUAACAGUUGCAUCAUGUAUAUAUAAAGCAAUUCACAAACUUACACACAAACACACACAAACAUGCAUGGAAUGCUGAACUAUAGCAAAACAACAGCAGUCAUCUAGUUACACACAAUCUGAGUUCCACACUUUUCACUCCAUCCCAACCUCCCCAAUUCUUCAAAUCCACUCCCUCCCCCUCCCCCCAGCUAGUUGCUGGCAGUAGAGUGCAUACUCUCUGUGCUACUGUGUAGGAAACCAGGAUCCACCUUCCGCAAAUUGAUGCUCUCGAAUUCAAACGAAGUCGUUCCUCGCGGGGACAUGUUGAUGUCAAGGUUCAGUUUGGGUGUGUUGGGCAUGGGUGGUAGGAAGUUAGGAAUGUGAAGAAGCGUCUCUUUUUGGUCGCUCGGUUGGUAGGGGAUGCUUCGACUCUCCGGGAUAGACCCGUUCACUUUCAGGUGCCCAUCGCCUGUGGAGGUCUUUGUCACACUGGGGACAAGUAUCUGCAGAGAGCCAUCUUCCUCCCGCAGGUGACUGACAUCAUUGGCGCUGUAAGAUGUGGCUAGGACUGGCUCCACCUCUUUCUCCUCAAAAACACGGUCCAUUGACGAGUCAUUUGACCUCACCUCCACCCCAGUCUUUGCCACAGAGGUAAUGGGGGCCGAAUCUCUCCUUAAUGAGAGGGGCCGCCCCCUGGGGGCCAUGAGAGCAUCAAUGAAAUUGGCAGUGUAGGGGGAGGCUGCGAGGGAGGGGCCGGCAGCCAGGUAGAUGUCGUCCAUUGACACACUACUGGAUGGGUGACUGUGGGAGAUGCUUAGCUGGAGACAGAGAGAGAGAGAUGAAGGAGUGAGAUUGGAGAACUUCGGAGCGAGAAAAGGCAAAAGUUGGGAGCGAGAUAUGGAAAAUGUGAAAGUUUGAAGCGAGAUUUGGGGAAAACACGAAAUUAUGGAGCGAGGGGAAACAUAAUACAACAGUGUUGACUUGCAGUGUG
Messenger RNA from Geodia barretti, 2888 nucleotides. The record is from the annotation of a GenBank genome assembly. Lineage: Eukaryota; Metazoa; Porifera; Demospongiae; Tetractinellida; Geodiidae.